Messenger RNA from Manis pentadactyla (Chinese pangolin), 1164 nucleotides. RefSeq names its product cytochrome b-c1 complex subunit Rieske, mitochondrial. The transcript is spliced from 2 exons. Bases 61 to 885 code for a protein of 274 amino acids. Gene Ontology annotation, biological process: mitochondrial electron transport, ubiquinol to cytochrome c. Gene Ontology annotation, molecular function: quinol-cytochrome-c reductase activity; 2 iron, 2 sulfur cluster binding. Gene Ontology annotation, cellular component: membrane. The record is from RefSeq and is a predicted model, not a curated record. NCBI's taxonomy places the organism in Eukaryota, Metazoa, Chordata, Mammalia, Pholidota, Manidae.
CUGCGCUGCGGGCGGAAGGUCGUCUCAUUGGGCGGCUUGGCGUUCGGAGCCGUUGUCGCCAUGUUGUCGGUCGCCGCCCGUUCGGGCCCGUUCGCACCCGUCCUGUCGGCCACGUCCCGCGGGGUGGCGGGCGCGCUGCGGCCCCUAGUGCAGGCCACCGUGCCCGCCACCUCGGAGCCGCCAGUGCUGGACGUGAAGCGCCCCUUCCUGUGCCGGGAGUCGCUGAAUGGCCAGGCCGCGAACCGGCCUCUGGUUGCCUUCGUGGGCCUCAAUGUCCCUGCUUCUAUCCGUUAUUCCCAUACAGACGUCAAAGUGCCUGACUUCUCCGACUAUCGUCGCACUGAAGUGUUAGAUGGUACAAAGUCUUCAAAAGAGAGCAGUGAGGCUAGAAAAGGUUUCUCCUACUUGAUAACUGCAACAACUACUGUCGGUGUUGCAUAUGCUGCCAAGAAUGUUGUCUCCCAGUUUGUUUCCAGCAUGAGUGCUUCUGCAGAUGUGUUGGCCAUGUCGAAAAUUGAAAUCAAGUUAUCUGAUAUUCCAGAAGGCAAGAACAUGGCUUUCAAAUGGAGGGGCAAACCCUUGUUUGUGCGCCAUCGAACCAAGAGGGAAAUUGAACAGGAAGCUGCAGUUGAAGUGUCCCAGCUGAGGGACCCACAGCAUGAUUUAGACCGAGUGAAGAAACCUGAGUGGGUUAUUCUGAUAGGUGUUUGCACCCAUCUUGGUUGUGUACCCAUUGCAAAUGCAGGAGAUUUUGGUGGUUAUUACUGCCCUUGCCAUGGGUCACACUAUGAUGCAUCUGGCAGGAUCAGGAAGGGACCUGCACCUCUCAACCUUGAAGUUCCCUCAUAUGAGUUCACUGGUGAUGAUAUGGUGAUUGUUGGUUAGAGACCUGAAUUCAAGUUAUAGGCUUCUUUCAGUCUUCAUGUAACCUCAGAAGACUUAUUUGAAAGCAGUCCUUCUGUACUUAAAGUUGGUUGAUUUGAAAUAUUAAGAACUGCUAAUAAUGUAUUUUUAAACAUGUAAAGUAACUUGAGUUUAAUGUUGAAUAAAGCUGCCACCUAAUAAAGCCACUGUUAAACAUUGUUAAGCUCUGUCAAAGACUUGAAAGGUACAGUGUCUUUGAUAGUUAAUUCUAAUUAAAAAUUACAGACUGGUUAUACCAAA